Messenger RNA from Opisthocomus hoazin, 1440 nucleotides. The record is from RefSeq and is a predicted model, not a curated record. Lineage: Eukaryota; Metazoa; Chordata; Aves; Opisthocomiformes; Opisthocomidae.
AUGCUUUUCCGAAACCGUUUUCUGUUCUUGCUGGCUCUGGCAGCCUUAUUAGCCUUUUUGAGCCUCAGUCUACAAUUCUUGCAUUUAAUCCCAGUCAACCCCAUCAGGGAAGAUGGGCUGAAUCCUAAGAGCCGAAAGAGAAUAAUGCCUGGUUUGCUGACCGAGCCUCCUGCAAUAGAUCCUGUUUAUGAAGCUCGUGUGUACUGCAAUAUUCCCACCAUUGCUGAACGCAGCAUGGAAGGUCAUGCACCUCAUUAUUUUAAGCUAGUAUCAGUUCAAGUGUUGAUUCGACAUGGUGACAGGUAUCCACUAUAUGCCAUUCCCAAGACAAAGAGACCUGACAUUGACUGUAUGUUGCUGCCUAGCAGGAAACCUUCUCAUCCUCAGCUUGAAGCUUUCAUUAAACACAUGUCCAAAGGGUCUGCAGCCCAAAUGGAUGGUUCCCUAAGCAGCCUGCCUCGUUACCCUAGUCAUUCGUUGUGCGAAAUGGGAGAGCUUACGCAGACAGGGGUUGUACAACACUUGCGAAAUGGACAACUAUUACGAGACAUUUAUAUAAACAAACAUAAACUGCUUCCUAGUGACUGGACAGCAAAACAGCUCUAUUUGGAGACAACAGGAAAAAGUCGAACCCUGCAGAGUGCAUUGGCACUGCUCUACGCUUUUUUGCCAGAUUUUGACUGGAAGAAAAUUACCAUGAGGCAUCAGUGGAGCACCAUUUUUUGCUCUGGAAGCUGCGACUGUCCUAUGCGAAACCACUACCUAGAAGAGGAACAGCGCAGACAGUACAGUUUACGGGUGAAAAACAAUGAUUUGGAGAAAAUAUAUGUGGAUAUGGCAAAGAUUGUAGGCAUUCCCACCAGGCAGUUGAGAGCUUCUAACCCAAUAGAUUCUCUCUUGUGCUAUUUUUGCCACAAUGUCAGUUUUCCAUGUACCAAAUCUGGCUGUAUUGGUAUGGAACACUUCAAAGUAAUCAAAAGACACCAGUUGGAGGAUGAGAGAGAAAGACAGGAAAAGAAACUUUAUUUCUUGUAUGCACUGUUGGCUACUCAUCCUGUCCUCAACCAGACUGUUAAUCGGCUGCAGCGUGUUGCAGAAGGCAAGAAAGAAGAAGUAUUUGUUCUUUACUCUGCACAUGAUGUCACGUUGUCACCUGUUCUUAGUGCCUUGGGCAUUACAGAGGCCAGAUUUCCAAGAUUUGCUGCCAGAUUAGUUUUUGAGCUGUGGCAGGAUGGGAAGAGACCCAAAGAACACUUUAUCCGCAUCCUGUAUAAUGGCGCUGAUGUCACAUUCCACACCUCAUUUUGCAAGGAUUAUUAUAAACGUUCCAGCAAGCCAAUGUGCCCACUAGAAAAAUUUGUUACCUUUGUCAAGAGGGAUAUGUUCUUAGUUUUUAACAGCACUAGUUAUUAUGAUGCAUGUCGUAGAAGACCACUGUAG